Linum trigynum is the source of this 2890-nucleotide messenger RNA. The record is from the annotation of a GenBank genome assembly. NCBI's taxonomy places the organism in Eukaryota, Viridiplantae, Streptophyta, Magnoliopsida, Malpighiales, Linaceae.
AUUACAAGUUGUGAACUCACUUAGGUCUGAUUCCCCCUAGCUCCUCAAUUAGGUCCAAGUUGCAAUUACUUUUGGUUGGUCUACUGUUGAUUAAACUACGGAAGAUCCUAAAUUAGCUUGGAAUCUCUUAAGCUGACCAAGCCCUCUUACACAGAAUACCGGGCAGGCGACUAGCCUUCACCGGGAUAGACUGCUAAGGCGAUUCACACAGAUCUCCACUACUGGAAUGAAUUCCAGUACAAAGCAGUGAAUUGGUUGACUCUCGCACAACCAAUUCACCACUAUCAAUCAAGGAAGCUCUCUUAACCUAAUCAGAUUCUAUCUAUCAUAGGUUAAAGCAGAAAUCAAGAGAAUUUGAUCACAAUUCAAUUGAAUCAAUAAAUCAUGCCUCAAUUGAUUAUAAUCAAACAAUAUAGCAUUCAAAACUUCAUACAAGAAAGAUCCUAACACAUGAAACUAGGGUUCCUCAAAAACUAAGUGAAGGGAAGUUACUCCAUAGAGAAGAGAGAGACUGCAGAAAUCUGAUCUAGAUCUUCAAUAUCCAUCUCCAAGCUUGAUUCCCGAGCUCCAAUGGCGAAGAAAUCCUCCAAAAUAGCUCCAAGAAUGUUCCCAAGUCGCUCUCUCUCUCUAGGGUUCGUCCCUUGGGUGUUUGGGAACCAAAAACCCAGCUCUCCCCUUUCCUUUGGCUGAAAAUCGAGUUUUAAACAGAAAUUCCCGAUAACGCGGCCAGGCCACAUGGCCGUGUGGCUUUCCCAGCUGCCCAUGUGAAGGCUCGGUGAUUUUCACACGGCCACGACCCACACGGCCGUGUGGAGUUCCAGGAUGCCCGUGUGGCUUGCUCAGCCUUUGUUUAAUGCUUCGUUUCUCCCUCGUCCGGACUCUGAAUAAGUCCUCGUUUGAUCCCACACGCUCGUAGUCUUGUACUCUUUCUUUUCAUGAAAAUCUUGCAUGAUUCUUUGUCCAUAAAGUGAGGUAGAAAUCCAUUCUUCUUCAGGUCAUGCCCGAGUUUCUUCUCCCGAAACGUCAAUUGAUCUCUGAUUGAUUUGAAACUUGCGCCUAUGAUUCACUUUAUUUGCUAGGACCUGAAAUGUGACAAAGGAACAAAACCUAGCAUAAAAUAGGACAAAGACGCAAUAAUUUAAGCUCAAACAAAGCAAGAAACAAAGGGGAAAACAUGUGCCAAUACCGAGUCAUCAGUUAUCACCAUAUAGAUAAUUCCUUGGCACCUAGGAGCUAGUGUGAAGGUGAUGCCGUACAAGCUUUUCAAAAAGUUAGAAGUAGGUGACCUUAAGACCUCUAAGCUUAGCAUCACCGUAGCCGACCGUUCGGUCAUUAGCUCGAGAGGUAUAGGCGAGGACAUGAUUGUGAGAGUGGGCAAGUUAUGCUAUCUGACCGAUUUCGUGAUUCUCGGCAUAAGUGAGGACUCGGAUGUGCCCCUCAUCCUCAGUCGUCCCUUUCUUGAAAACGCCAAGGCAUUGAUAGAUGUUAAUAAGGAAACCCUAAUUUGGAGGGAUGGUAAGAAGAGAAUCAAGCUUGAAAUUGAGCCUAGGGUGAGGAGUGAUGAAGUGAAGGGGGUAGUUUCAAAUGAUGUGAAUGAGAGUGGAGGAGAGCCUCCUAAGGCAAACCCCACCAUUACUUGUGUUGUCUUUGAUGAUGUUGAGUAGUAAGUUAAAAAGGGUCCUAAGCCAAAAGGACCGAGACUGAAUGCUUGGAGAAGAAGGAUGAAGGGAGCUUUGACCUAGAAGACGGGGGAGCCCAAAGCAAGGUUGGCCAACCAAGAGAGCCAACUCAAGGAGCCUAAGAUGGGAGGCUACAAGCCUCGCCCCGAGAGUGUGGUGGAUCUGCUCUCGGUGGCAUCACUUUUGAAGUCGUGAUUGAUCCCCAACCGUCAAGCUAAUUACGAUAAACAAGCUCUUGUUGGGAGGCAACCCAACGGAGGUUUGUUUUCUUUUCUUUAGUUUUCGUUUUAGUGUCUUGUGAAUGGUUUGAGUGGUGAAGUGGUGUCCCCGUGCCGAGUGUUGUGUUUUUGCGGUUUAUGGUUGUGUUGUGAUCGAUUAGGAGGCACGGAGGAAUAGGUUGAGUCAAAUUUUUUGCAGAAGUGCCCUGUUUCCACUUCAGUUCACGGUCGCUAAGACCGUGAACAGGCAAACGCGUCCGUGAACUGGGCGCUGAUGCAUGUUCACCACCUGUCAACCACUCCGUGUUCACGGACGCAUUCGCGAGUUCACGGUCUCUAAGACCAUGAACUGGCAAUGCGUCCGUGAACUCAGAGCUCUGCCUAUAAAAGGGGCGUGAACGGCGACCCUUUACUUCACGACUGGAUUCUCCCCGGAAAACUUUGAAUCUUCGCCGGAAAAUGCGAAAUCUCGUCACUUUUUCGACUUUUCCCCCAAAUCCGACGAGAAAAACCAAAAACCAACAUCAUACCUAGUCCCCUCUUCUCAAAACCGACAUGUGCUGUGAAUUUGGGGAGAUUUAGACCACAUUUUUUCCGGCCAAGACACGGGCGGCGAGUCUCCGGCGAGCUUUCGACGGAGCUCCGGUGACCCCUCACUAGGGCUGUUAAUGAUCAAAGUCGAGCCGAGCUCUGCCAUAGUUCAGGCUUGGCUUGUUAUAUUUUUCCAAGCUCCAGCUCGGCUCGUGUUCGUCAUGAGCUUUAAUAUGCAAGCUUGAGCUCGGCUCGUUUAUGAAAAUGAAAGCUCGAGCUCGGUUCGAGCUCGACUCGUCCAAUAAGCACAACGAGCCCAAAAUCGAGUUAAGCUCAUAAAUGUUCAUAAUAUCUCAAAAUUGACCUAGAACUGGGCACAAAAUUACAUUCAAACCUGUAUCAAAGUCUAGCAAAAUAAAAACACAAUAGUUAUCCCAAUUUCAAUACACAGUAUCGAUGAAU